CGCCAUCGUCCUGCGCUGCCGUGGCUGGUCUCCGUCCCUUGGGUGCUAUGGCCACGGAAGUGCCCGGCCCCCCGGGCCUCUUCGUCCUCUGGCUCUUACCGCCGCUUAUUUUGCUUCUGGGGGCGCCGGAAUCGUCAACCGGAGAACUAAGAUCCCCAGCUGCGUCGGGGGUGGAAUCGCUGUUGGAGGAGUUCCGCCGCCAGCUGCAGCUUGAGAGGGAUCCCUCCAGCGGCCGCAGCUAUGAGUUGGAAGAAGUGGCUGGCCGCUGCCGAGGAGGGACUGAAGGACCAGCCGGCGGUGGCGGGAGUUUCUUCUCGGUCAGGUCCGACUCCAUCAUCCGCACCAAAGACUCCAUCGCCGCCGGUGCCACGUUCCUGGGGUCUCCGGGCUCGGUGGCUGGUCCCAGGCAUUGCCUGGAUGCCUGCUGCGCCGAUGUCCUCUGCACCCUCGCCGUCUUGCAGCAGCAGCAGCAGUCGGCCUCGGUCCGCUGCUAUCUCUUCAACUGCACCUAUCGCGGCCGCGCCGUCUGUGUCUUCUCCCCUCAGCGCGGCUACAACAGCUACUUCCUGGAACCCACCAGCCAUUCUCCUCCGGCUUUGGAAACUGAUGAGCCUCCUCUUAGCAAGGCAGGAGAAGAUAUUAUUCUACAACUACCUGUUGACUGGGUUAUUCUGGAUGGCAGAGAAAGUGUGGAUGACCAUGGAAUCACACGAUAUGAGUGGAUAUUACUUCAAGGUGCAUCGUCCGUUGAUAUGCAGGUACCUCAGCCAGGAACGCUGAAGCUCUCUCAUAUGCAAGAAGGAAAAUACACACUGCAGCUGACCGUGACUGACACUGGUCAAAGGAGUUCAGAUAACAUCUCAGUGACAGUACUUCCAAUGAUUCAUUGUUGCGUUGGGAAAUGUUCCCGAUACCAGUUCCUCUGUGAUGACGGCUGCUGCAUUGACAUCAGUUAUGCCUGUGAUGGGGAGAACAACUGUCCUGACGGGUCAGAUGAAGCUUUUGCCAUAAAUGUGAAUAAUUCAGGGCAGAGUGCAAUAACUCACAUAGACACUAUUCAACAAAAUUCAGUUGAAUUUAUGAAAAAAGCCAAUAAAGACCUUACAUUUGAAAUCACCCAGACAAGUACACUAAGCACUCAAGUAUUUGAAGCAGAGAAAAUCAAACACUCACCCUCUCAGGGACCAAAGAAACAAGUUACAGGGUUUGUACCAGAACAGUGUUUGCUCCCCCUAGCCACUGGCUCAUGCAACAAACACCUCCCUCGCUGGCAUUUUGAUGCUUUUUCAGGCACUUGCAUGCAUUUCAUCUAUGGUGGUUGCAAAGGAAAUGAAAACAACUUUCUUCAAGAAUCUGACUGUCUUGCUGAAUGUGUAAAAGUUCAUGAUUCUAGAAUCUCAGGGAAAGACACAGAUAAGAAUGACAAUGAUAUUGUGAGCUUAAAGAGCACUCAGAUUGAAAAGAGCCUUCCAGUCCCAGAAACAGGUGCUGUACUUCCACUGGCUUUGGGGUUAGCCAUCACUGCUUUGCUUCUACUCAUGGUCACUUGCCGUUUGCGGUUAGCCCGGCAGAAAUUAAAGAAAGCGCGACCUACUACAUCUGAGGAGUCAGAUUACCUCAUAAAUGGAAUGUAUCUCUAGACUAGAGCAAGAUUCAGGAUAUUUUUUUUGCUAUCAAGCUUUCUCACAAAAGUGUGCCUCUUGCAUCUCACAAUUCUCUUUUUAAAAGUGAAAACUGUGUUACCAAAAUAAGCAGCCAUCUUCCCAAAAUUUUCUUUCAAGGCCUAUGAUAGAUGAACACCAUUUGUUUUUCAAACUUGGCAACUUGAACAAGUGGGGAUUUCAACUCCUGGAGUUCCCCAGCCAGUGUGGAAUUCCAGGAGUUGAAGUUAACACCCCUUCAAAUUACUAAAUUUAGGAAACACUGAUGUAGAGAGUUGUAAUGGCACACGCUAGCUUUCACCAACACGGUGUCCUCAAGUGUUUUGAUCUGACAAUGCCUUUCUUUCCCAAGCCAACUGGAGGCUCUAGUAUGGGAUUACUCUAGUAUGGAAUUAUUAAGAAUAGGCUAUAAUGGAGAUAUGAGCUAAUCUAGUUUAUCUGUUGCAAUCCCACAGAAACAAAAUCCCAUUACUAGUGAACAAGUGCAAUGCUACUAUAGCUUAAAAUACAUUUAGUGUACAAAAGAUUUUCUUUUAAACUUAUUCUCGUUUUACACCAUUUCUGUUUUGCGAAUUGGUUUUGUAUGGUGAUAAAACCCAAUUUAAAAUACUGGAAGCUAGUGGUUAAUCCAUGCUCCUGCAAUAGCAUGACAUCCUGUUGCAGUGGUCCACAUCACAGCAGAUACCGAUACAGCAGUCACAUCUAAUCCAAAUAUGUAUUUUUUUAGAGCUUUGACUCAUUAUAGGGCAUUACUUUCCAAACUCUUUAAAUAGAGUUUGCUUUUCUUUUAAUGUGAUAUUAUGAUCUAGUCAAAGUAUUUUCCCAUGAAAAAUUGCACUUGGAAUAUAAAUAUGGAGAUUUGGAGUUCACGCUUCAGCUUCCUUUUCUACAAUGAAUGUGGAGAGACACUGUACACCUAAAAACAUCCUAUUGGUUCCCACAGGCUGGGGUCAGAGGAUGCAUGGGAGAAUACAUGAUGGAAAUGAUGUACUGUGCAUCAUGUGUAAUAUGUUGUGAGUGAUAAAAAUGACACAAUUUGCAUCCUGUGUGCGAUGAUGUCAUUACACCUGAAAAAUCAUUGAUUUCAGUUAGAUGGCUAUGAAGCAACCCACUCCUCUUAAUGAACUAGGAAAUCAGGCAUACAGUUCUCAUUAUGUCACAUGACCUUCUGACAUCCACAGUACUUGCUCUGUACAGACUCCGCUCAACUGUAAUCAGACAGUCCUAAAUCACCUAUGGGAAAUUGCAGUCUCAACUUAUGCAUUGGAAAUCUUUUGUUUGCAGAGGAGCACCAAUUUUAGUCUCUCUUUUAUCUCUGAGGAAGGCAUGACAGUUUCACCAUAUUACUUAAAUUACCUGCUCUAUUUUAAUCUUCCAAUGUUGGAGAUAAAUAUAACCUUAGGCUUAUAUUUCUUUCUCCUUACAGCUUUUCAAUAUUUUCUAUUUUCAUUUCUGCCUUUUUCAAACACUAAGAAUAUCUGUAACUCUAAUCUUCAGAGUACACAGACAUAUGAAUUAAGUACUGUAUGCAUCCACAAUUCUUUAAAGCAGCCAUAUGUAGGCUCAUGGGAAGCUGCAAAGGAAACAUACAUGUGUUAAAGAGUUGCAGAAAAUCCUUUAUUCAAUGUUUUUGUUUACUCCAAAGCACCUUAUUGGAACUGAACCUGAAGCGCUACACAUUCCUAAUUAAAAGUAGCAGUACAAGUAAGCCAUCAAUAAAUUAGCAGUACAAUUUAGCAAUUUCAAACAAGUUGUUAGUAAAAAAAAUAACACUAAUUUAUCUACUCAUUUAGUUUAUAUAAUUUCAAAUGCUGAAAUAGCCAAGUCAGAAAUCCUUUGUUUACCUGCCUUCUUGUUUUAAAACACUUCUUGCUUACCAUUCUAUGUGGGUAUUUACCUUUUCUAUUGAAGUAUAUAUGGUAAGGUGGCCAGGCUAUAUAGGCAAUAGAAUCUCAGAUUGCUAAGGGCAAAUAGCGGACAACAGGGGAAAGGUGUUCUAUUUUAAAAGGUUCCUUAAAUACUAAAUUCCUAAAGCCUAGAAUUUAGAUAAAGAGUUGAAACUGUUCCCUAUUCUGUAGUUAUUCCGUUGUAGGGGGUAUUGCUUCUAUCAACAACAAAAAAUAUGCAUGAAGUUUGUAAUACUGAUAUUAACCUCAGAAUUCUGUUAACUGUCACACAGAAGUAGCUCAGAGAAUAAAUUUAGCAACAUAUUGCAGUUUUAACUAGUAAACUUUUCAUAAAACUUUAAGUCCUGGUUAUUGAACCCUUGUGGCAAAAUUGUUAAGUUUCAUCAGUUAUUCAUCCAAUUGUCUAAAGGACUAAAAAUAUGCCUUGGCUUAUGCUAUAUUGCAAAUUAUUUAUUCUGUGUAUCAGUUAUUGUAAGCUAUCUUUUCUCUUCACCAAACAUAUAAAUAUGUUAUCAUCUGAGGGACCAGGUACAAAUCAGUUCAGAAAAGACAUUCAAGAAUUUGGUAUGUCUUAUUUUAAUGACAUUACAAAUGUUGAGCUAAGAAACAUAAAAAAAUAAAUCAGUUUUAGUCAUAAUACCUUUCAUAUCUAGGUUCAAUUUCUUGAGAACAUUAAUUUUGAGCAUUUAAUAAAAAUACUGAUUUUGCUUUUUUUUAAGUCAGCUGAUUCAUCUGGAUUUGGAGAUAAAGACAUUAAAUGUGACAGCUACUUCCUAAAUAGGGUUGUAAAGCAUUUCAGAUUCAAAGGAAAAAAACAUUUAAGUGUGCACAGGCCUGAAUGUAGCACUUGUUGACAACACAUUAAACUAAAUGUGUCUUUUCCCAGGAUUGCAGUUAUGAAUGACAAUUGCAGUUCCAGGAAAAGUCACAGUUGCUUUAAAAUUGUCAAGAGGUAUUACAUACAUGUCUUUAUGUGCUUUGAAGCUUUUUUCCUCCUCAGAUCCAAAGUGCUCUCUAGUUCUAAAAGCAGUCUCUUUUCUCAAGUAAUAAAAAGAUGUGCUUCCUAAUUCACCUCCAGUGGACUGGAGCAUGGAUACAGGUAUAUGAAUAAAAUGGAGUGACAGAAUCAUCAAAAAAUACUCUGAUAUGCUCAUAGGUUUUUCAUUAAAACCUAACAUGGAAAAGCUAGAAUUGUAAGAUAAAAUCUUCUAUUUUUAUUGAUCCAUAUCAACACAAAUGUUGUUUGCUGCUUAAUAUAUCACAGCUUCUGUUUUUUUUUCCAAAGACAUCCUUUAUUUCAGUACUAAGACUCACUAUCCUUCCCUAUGUCAGCCCUCCCUACAUUCAAUACAAUACUUUGCCAAAUUAUGCUGCAUUGUGCACCAAUCGUUUUGCAGAAUAGUAGGAAAACAAGGAGUCAUUACACACUGUGAAGCCCUGAUGAAAACUAGAAUUCUUUUAAGUCAAUUUAAGUAGAUCUAAAACAAAAAAAAAUCAUAUAUAAUGAAGACUGGCUUGCCUAAAAGUAUUUUUUCUAUUUUCACAUAUAACACAAAAGAUCUUAGUAGGACUAUAUUGUUUAUAAUGGAGUCUCCAUUCUCUUCUGUUUUCUAAUGCUUUAUAUGUGCCACUAAUUGAAAGCUGAGGAUUUAAACACCAAAACAUGAAGAGCAGUUCUUGCAAACACAAUAAUGCCAGUAUAUUCAUCUCCAGAUUUCAACAUUCUGCACAAUGAUUCAUAUUAUCUGCAAAACAAUUAGUUCUUUAUUUCUCUCAAAUGUUGUUGGUUUUUUGCUUCUUUUAUUUCUGACUGGCCACAGCAGAUUUCUUCCAAGAAUUGUGUAACAACAUGAACUGUUUUAAAUUUAAAAUCUGUUUAUAAUGCUUAUACCUAGCUAUUUCCCCAAACUUGCAUUAGCUCAUGUUUUAUAAAGGCCUUAUGAAGUCAUGAUUUCAAUAAUUCAAGUAACAUUUUAAAGAUGACUCCUCUAUAAUUAUCAAAUAUUUAUUUAUUUAGAAUUAAUUCAAUAUAUGCAGUAGUAGUUCUAGAAAAUUAAAUAAUGGAUGCUACACCCAAAGUAUUUCAGAUUACUUUUUACUACCCUAUAUAUUUGUCUAUAAUAGUUAUAUGGCUUCAUAAAUUACAGUCAUUGACAACAAAUCAACUGUUAAACAACUAUGAUAAAUUAAAUGUAUGAAACUAUUUAUAGGUCUUUGGGUUAUUUAAAUAAAAUAUAUUUUUGUCACUCUAAUUGGUGAUAAUGAAAAUGAGGGAGAAAAGUUCUUUUUAUUCAGUUAAGUAAAGAGCAGAAUUUGCAUCUCUUUCAGAAGACUUGAGGUUAAGUUUUUUUUUUAAAGCUUCCUUUUUCUCAAAGUUAUUCUAAUCAAAUCCCAAAUAAAUUAUUUUGUCCAAAGCAAUACACUAAAAUGGCUUCCCAAUUAGAUCAGCAGUGAUACAGUAUUAACACUUUGGUGUAUUCACAUAUUUUUCAAAUGGCUUCUUAUUGCUAUGAACUUGAAUUGCAUUUUAAAAUCAGAAUCAUUGGGCUUGCCUUGAAUGAUAAGUGUAUAUACUCAUUUUCACUGAACGUAAUAGACAAAAGUCUUCAGAAAUUGUUAUAGAAAUGUGUAGGCUUAUUCAUCAAUGUAAUUGAUACUGCUAUCAUAUGGAAUAACAGUUGAUUAUAAAGCACACACUUCUAUCACAGUAUCUGUUAAAAGUUGAUGGGUUGGAUUAUUUAUUCUUUGUAAUAUUUGUAGAUGUUUUCUGAGACAUUGCAGAAACUCUGAAGCUGGUUGAUCAGUACAGUUUUUCCAGUGCAAGAUGAGUACCCUGGAGGAAAACUUCUAUAUUGGGAAAAGUGAACUAUUGGUAGAAACAUUUUAGCAACCUCUCAAUUACCCAAGAUAUCUCUAUUCAAAACAUUAUUUGCCACACCUUUUUGCUUUUGAUUUUAUUUGGCAAAGCAGCACUGCGAACUGUUCAAUGAUUAGGACAUAACUUACACAGUAAUUGUUAUAUUACACUCAGAUACUUCAAGUCUGUAAAUCAGCUAGAAAUAAUACUCAGCUAUGAAUUUCUUUGCUAUGCUACAGGGAAAGGAGGGGAACUAUGUUAGUUAUGUCCAUCCUGAACAGCAACAUAAAAUAAAUUUUAUCCUUGUCGAUGCUUCCAAGUGUAUAAACAUGUCUGAUUUCCUGUAUGAGAAGAAAAGCUGCUGAUUGUAUCUGCUACAUGCUAGUCUAUAAAUACGUUGAUAGCUUUGAAGAAAGUCAUCUCAUUUUAGUAGGAUCUAAGAGUCAGCGGAACACAAAUCUUAAGUGUGCAGAUAGCAUAAGAAAGUGCAGGUAAGCAGUUUGAUGAACAAACACUGGAGCUGAAAUGAUUCGAAAGUUUCCAAAUUGAAAAAUAAAA
Molecule: messenger RNA, 6983 nt
Organism: Thamnophis elegans (Western terrestrial garter snake)
Lineage: Eukaryota; Metazoa; Chordata; Lepidosauria; Squamata; Natricidae
Gene: LRP11
Product: LDL receptor related protein 11
Molecular function (GO): protein binding; serine-type endopeptidase inhibitor activity
Source: RefSeq, a predicted model, not a curated record